Molecule: messenger RNA, 2366 nt
Organism: Cydia splendana
Lineage: Eukaryota; Metazoa; Arthropoda; Insecta; Lepidoptera; Tortricidae
Product: transforming acidic coiled-coil-containing protein 3-like
Exons: 1
Coding region: 216-1769 (517 amino acids)
Biological process (GO): cell population proliferation; mitotic spindle organization; cerebral cortex development
Cellular component (GO): cytoplasm
Source: RefSeq, a predicted model, not a curated record
AACCAUUUUUUGUUCUGGCAAGAUGAAAAAAAAAACAAUACGAAUGUCAUAUGGUAUUUUAAAAAUAUCCGUUACCUACACAAAAUAAAAUCGGUUGUAACUUCUGUUUUGUUUUUACUCCUUUUGAGUGCGAGUGACGAAAAUAGCGAGACUUAAGUCGAUUGACGAAAUUUUUCCUUCAGUGGCACGAAAGCUCGCGUGGGGCUGAAGGCCGGAUGUUCUCUAAUAUAGUAACUGUCGAUCCGUCUCCGAACUACAAUAAAAACAGGAGUUUGAGCAAUAUAUAUCAGAAGUUUCAAAGUCUCCUCGGCCGUGGUGCGGAUAUUGAAAUCGGCCGCUGCGCUAAAGAGGACAUGUUAUCUGCGAGGGGCAGUACGGUCGCAUCAGAGGACAGUUUCAUUACGCCGGUGUCUUCGGUCGGAGAUCUGAUGGCGAUGUCACCGCGAGGCAAGCAGGCACACGAGUCAGCUGAUGUGACGAGUGACCUGCUCACGGGAGCUGACUUCGACAGUGUUUGUGAUAUAACUAUGCAGGAACUUCAACAUUACGAGGAUCCUUUGUACAUCGAUCCGACAAGCAUGGACUAUCUAGUAAAGUGUGCCGAGUCCACUCGCAGCAACAGUCACGUAGACCGCGGCAAGGAAAGCUUGUUCAUAAAAUUCGAUCCGCUUUACGCUCGUCAGAAACCCCCAGCCACUCCUGAAUCCCUCCCGGACUCCACAGAGGCUGACGUUGGCUACGAAACAGGAAGUGCUGCAUCCAUUUUCGCUGACAACAGUGUCGCUACGCCAAAGCAUUCAAUGUCUGUGGGAUCUAUCUCUAGUGCAUGGGAAAAACCUACUCAAGUGGUUCCACCUGUCAAAAACGAUUUACCCAAAACUGAAGCUAAAGCAAUGCCGCAGUUGGUUCGAAGUGCCUCCGCAAUCCUAUCUUCUAGUCACGUAGCUACAGACAGGCUAAUAAAUUUCAUUGGGAGCACUCCGCCUGUCGCUGCUCCGCGCAGUCCUCAUCACCGUUCCAACACCCACCAGGUAGACAGACUACAUUCUCUUCGAAUGAUACUCCAGAAGCAGGAGCAUGAAGGUUUAUUACUCCGACAGGAAAAUGGUGAUCUAAAGUCUGCAUUACACAACAUUGAGAGUAGAUACACAAGUACUGUUGAGGAGUUAGAGUUAAAAGUUAAGAAGCUUACGGACGAAAAACAUAAUUUGAUAGAGAGAGAGAACCAGCUACUUCAGCAGCUUCAUGAUAAGAACCUGAAUAACAAACAAAUGGGUGUAGUGAUGGAAGAAUACGAGAAAACUAUAUCUUCUCUGAUCGGUGAGCAUCAGCGGGAGCAACUACUGACACAGGAAAUGCAACAAAAACUAAGUGCUGAACGAGACCAAGCCUUAAGUCACUUAGCGAGCAUGGAAAGCUCAUUCAACGACUUGCUGUCCAAGUAUGAAAAAUGCAAAAGUAUUAUUAUGGAGCAUAAAGAAACAGAAAAAAUAUUUGAGCAGAAAAUUACAGAGUAUGAAGCUGGUUUGAAAAAAUAUGAAGAACUCUAUACAAACUUGAAACAGAUUACUGAAGAGAGCUUGGCUAAAGCCAAUGAUACAUUGGAGACUGUGAAGAAAAACCACAGUGUGGAGUUAACAAAGUUAAAUGCCACCAUCAAAAAGCAUGAGAUCAAAAUUUCGUCUUUGGAGGAGUCCCUGGCUCAAAAAAUAAGGGAUAAUGAAGAGUUGACAAGAAUUUGUGAUCAGCUCAUUAAUGAGGUGCACUAGAAUGCAUCUUUAGUGCACUUUUUUCGAGAUAUUUGUGACGUUAUCUAUGAAAAGGGACCUUAUUGUCGAUGGCGCUUAGGCCAUUAGUAACGAUGCUCCGAAAUAAAUACAAUGCCGCGCGAUGCUGUGCGGCGUAAGCGCCAUCGACAAUAAGGUCCCUUUUCAUAGAUAAUGCCCCAUUUAACUGUAUUCUAAAUCUCUGUGAUGAAUCUCUACAAUUAUGACAUUAUUUUGACUUUUGUUGUAGUUGGAUAUAUUAUUAUAACUUUUUGAUUAGAAACAUUAUCAAAGAAUGCUAUCUUUGUUUGAGCUUAUUUGAUAUUCCAUUUACAGGUCUUGGUGCUUGUUGACUAAUUUGUAGGAACUGUUUUAAAAAUGUAAAUUUUUUAUAAAUUCCAUUAAAAGUAUAAGACAGCUUCUACUAACUAGAUUAGACUUUGAACUUAAACUUAAACAUAAAAUAUGUGUAACAUUUAAUAAUUACAAACUCAAUUAACAAAUUAUGUGUAAACUAAUCAAGUAAUGUCCGUAAUGUCCUUAUCUUGUUGUUAAUUGCCUUGUUUAGAUGUUUGACUGACUUAAAAUAUUUAUUUCUUA